This is a messenger RNA of Clunio marinus, 225 nucleotides long. NCBI's taxonomy places the organism in Eukaryota, Metazoa, Arthropoda, Insecta, Diptera, Chironomidae. The record is from the annotation of a GenBank genome assembly.
AUGAAGAAGCUUUCGUUUGAUUUAAACCUCAACACAGCUCAACGGACAUGUGUUGUUCGCUUGGUUGAAGCACCAAAGAGAAAUUUGAGAGCAAAAGAUUUUCCGCGAAAAUUUCACUUAUCUAAAUAUUUACAAAAGAAAGAGAGACCGAAUUGGUUUCGAAAUAAUGUGGCAAUGUAUGAGGAAAUUCCAGAUGCAACGCAUGAGCUUGGUGUCAUAAUUUGA